Molecule: messenger RNA, 2317 nt
Organism: Hippocampus comes (tiger tail seahorse)
Lineage: Eukaryota; Metazoa; Chordata; Actinopteri; Syngnathiformes; Syngnathidae
Exons: 8
Coding region: 291-2024 (577 amino acids)
Biological process (GO): intraciliary transport
Cellular component (GO): axoneme
Source: RefSeq, a predicted model, not a curated record
CCAUGAAACUUUUUUUCCCGACCGGGUCUAUGAACGACCGGGCUCGUCUGUCAGUUCAAAAUCCCAACAAAAAAAAAUCAGCGUGUUUCUUCGUCAACAACGUGGUCACGUGAUAUCACACCCAUUUACGGCCGUUAGUGACAUUUCUCCUCACUCUUUGUUUUGACUUAAUGACACCAUAAAGGCUCGAGGUCGGGGGUUGGAGGCAGUCAGGUUUGAAGUGCGGCAGCUUUGGUGGCGUGUAAAGCUGGUGGCCGUUGUAUGUUCUUCUUCCGACAGCAAGGAGGGUGAUGAGUGUGAACCUGCCAGACUUGGCACCGAAGACUGGGGAGAAAGGUAAUGCUGUAAUGUGCAAUGGAAAGGCAUCUACAACGUGCCCUCUGCCUGCAGUCUUUACAGGGCCGACCAAGUCCCAUGCACACAAAACCUUAGAUGACAAACUGGUUCCAUAUCGAAAGAGUGGAGAUUACAGACUGAAGUUGCCUCCGAUCAACGAGAACCCAAAGACUUACGAACUGUCAACAAACCUCACCAUUAAAGAUCUCAAGCGACAAAAUGGUAACCUCCAGCUGCAGUUGGUAGUAUUCAAGACGCAGUCCAAAGUGAUGAAGAAUGUCCUACAUCGCCACACGGUGGCAGUCCAGGAAUACCAACGAUUAGAAGGCAGUCUAUCUCAGAUACAAGAUCAGCACAUCAAUGAGGUCAAGGCCAUGAGGAAGUUGCUUGGCAAGACGCGCAGCAGCUGUGACACGCUGGCGAAAAAGCUGCAGGAGUCAGAGAAGGAGUUGUUGGACUCAAAAGACAAGAUCCUGCAGCUUGAAUCGCACAUCUUCAAUAAUCCCACCAUGCUGGAAAAGGAAGAGCUCAGCCGCAGGUUGGAUGAGGCUACCGUAAAUCUGAAGGAGAAAAACAAGCGGAUAUGGGAGUUAGAGAAGAAUAACAAAUUGCUUCAAAGCACACUCCAUCGCCACAUAGCAGGAGAGCAAAGAAAGCUGUCCAAGACCAACGACGUGUUCUUCUCUCUGCAAGCACGGGUUUAUGAGUUAACCAGAGAAAUUAGAGAACGAAAGAAAGAAUUGGAAGACCACAACAUACCCACUCUGCGAUUCGAACAUUCGGCAAACAAAAAAGAAAUGUUUAACAAGAUGGUCCAGACUGAGGAAACAAUCCCUAUAACGAAUGGGAACGCGUAUUCAUUCAGGUCAGGCUCUGCCGAGCCUGACGAUGGGAUCCAGCAAUGGCUGAGAUCAACCAGCACAGAUCAUGUACCAGGGGGGUCUUUAGCAGUUAGAUACCUGAAGACGAAGCGGAAUGUGGAGGUUCCAAAGAAGUGUACAGACUUUCAGGAAAUCCCCACUCACCAAAUGGCAGGAGACCAUAUUGAGAGCAAGGAGGUAACGAAUGCUUCACAGGAGUCAAUGGAAGAGGAGCUUGAUGAGGAUUGGAUACGCAAACAAAAAUGCCCAGGCUCUUGCAGAUUUGCUCAGACAAUCGUCAAAACGCCCCCUCAACAAAAAGGACACAAACGCACCCAAUUUCGCCGUAAGUACGUGUUCAGUCCAGUAACUACAAAUCUGCACUUGGGAAAACCAGCUUACAGUGGAUUGGACCGGAAGUCACGUGAGAGUCUGACUCGUAGACAAGCACCAACAUGGAAAUCAGAGGAAGAAGAUACUCCCCAACAUGAUUUCCAAAAUUCCCAACCUGAUCUGGAUCCUUCUGACUCAAGUCUUGUUGACAGUUUUGAAUCUUCUCAACAAAAAGGACACAAACGCACCCAAUUUCGCAGUAAAUACGUGUUCAGUCCAGUGACUACAAAUCUGCACUUGGGAAAACCAGCUUACAGUGGAUUGGACCGGAAGUCACGUGAGAGUCUGACUCGUAGACAAGCACCAACAUGGAAAUCAGAGGAAGAAGAUACUCCCCCACAUGACUACCAGAAUUCCCAACCUGAUCUGGAUCCUUCUGACUCAAGUGUUGUUGACAGUUUUGAAUCUCCCCGUGGGACAUAUUCAUGGAGAUGAUAUUUCUAUUUUUGACCAGUGCUGCCAACUCAUCAGCAAGGAAAGUAACUAUUGGCUCUCCUGGUAUUAGCAGUGGUUGUUACCAUAAUGUACUAUACUUUUUGUGUGUGUUUGUGUUUGGAUUUGUUAAAAUCCAUAUAAUUUUGACACUGAUGUCAUGUUUUUCUUAUUAUGUUGGCAUGCCAACUAAACACGUUGUUGUUGGUUUAGUGGGACAGCACACAAGUCUCACUUUGCCCAAAAUGUUUUUGUAUCAAUGUGAUUCAAAAGUAAAAUAAAACUUAAAAACCUCA